Messenger RNA from Cavenderia fasciculata, 1083 nucleotides. RefSeq names its product CCCH-type zinc finger-containing protein. Gene Ontology annotation, molecular function: metal ion binding; mRNA binding. The transcript is spliced from 4 exons. NCBI's taxonomy places the organism in Eukaryota, Evosea, Eumycetozoa, Acytosteliales, Cavenderiaceae. Gene Ontology annotation, biological process: cytoplasmic translation. Bases 1 to 1083 code for a protein of 360 amino acids. Gene Ontology annotation, cellular component: cytosol. The record is from RefSeq and is a predicted model, not a curated record.
AUGCCACCAAAAGAAUCAAAAAAGGCAGUAGAAAAGGAUAAACAAAAAAAGGUUGAAGACAAGACCUUUGGUCUCAAGAAUAAGAAUAAAUCUAAAAAGGUUCAACAAUUUGUAAAGACUGUUGAACAACAAGCAACUGCCAAUGCAAACCAAAAGAAGGUCAAUCACAAGGCCGAAAUGGCAAAGAAGGAAAAGGAGUUAAAGGAAAAGGCCAAGCAAGAUAUGGCUGCCUUCCUUCAACCAACCAUUAUUCAAGCCAAGGUACCAUUGGGUGUCGAUCCAAAAUCAAUUGUUUGCGAGUUCUUUAAGGCUGGUUCAUGUGCAAAGGGUAACAAGUGUAAAUUUGCUCAUGAUUUGAAUGUUGCUAGAAAGGAUGCCAAGAUUGAUAUUUACACUGAUCGUCGUAAUGGUGAAGAUAAGGAAAAAGAUUUAAUGGAAACUUGGGAUGAUGAUAAACUCAAGAGUGUCGUUUCAACCAAACAAACUCAAACAAAUAAGAAUCUCAAGACUGCUAUUGUAUGUAAAUUUUUCCUUGAAGCCAUUGAAUCUGCCAAAUAUGGUUGGUUCUGGGAAUGUCCAAAUGGUGCAUCAUGCAUGUAUCAACAUUGUCUUCCACCAGGAUUCGUCCUUCAAAAGAAAAAGACAAAGGAAGAUGAAGUAGAAGAAAUCCCAAUUGAAGAACUUAUUGAAGAAGAGAGAGCCAAAUUAACAAAGUCAACACCAGUAACAUUAGAAACCUUUACCAAAUGGAAAGCAGAAAAGAAAAUUCAAAAAGAAAAGGCAGCCAAGGAUGCAGAAGAAAAGAGAAUGGCAGAUAUCAAGGCUGGCAAGACCUCUAUGAGUGGAAGAGAAAUGUUUGUUUUCAACCCAGACUUGUUUGUUGAUGAUGACUUUGCUAUCGAUGUCACAUCCAAAGAAUUUGAAGUUGAUCCAAAUGAUGUCACAUCUAUUGCUUCCACUGUCGACAAGAGCUUAUUUAUUGAAGAUGACGAUAUUCCAGACAUGUCAGAUGAUGAUGAAGAUGAAGAUGAUGAUGAGGAUGACGGUGAAGAUCAAGAGGAAGAUGAAGAAGACGACGAAUAA